AUGGACAAAAUUCAGUAUCAGUCUCUUAGAACUAUCCUGGGAGCUAUGAAAUCAUCUCCAACUAACUCUCUUCAAGUAGAAGCAGUGGACUCUCCCCUUUUUCUUCGUAGACAAUACUUGGCUGAUCGUUUCUUUUACAGAUUAGCUUCACUCUCUGGCCAUCCUCUGAUACCCAAACUUUGUGAACUCUCCUCUUUGAUUCCUGGUAAUGGAUUCUGGUCAAACAAGCCUGUACCGUGUCUAAUAAAUAGCUUCCGCAAAUACAACAAUCUACCUGAUCCAACUUUCUCUGGCUCAAUGUGUCCUCUUUAUUGCACUCCCUAUGACGCCUUAAUUUUUCAACCGAAUAUUGUUCUUGAUUUCGGAAUUGCAAAAAAACAACCCGGGGCCAAUGAACUUUUCUACAGUAUCAUCGACAGGUUUUGGCGUGAAUGGACGAUGAUAUUCACCGAUUCCUCUAAGCUCACGAUAAGUGGCGCUGUAGGCUCGGCAGUAUGGAUUCCUAAGGACUCCAAUAUUCUGAACUUCAAAUGCCCCCCUCAUACAUCGGUAUUCACUGGAGAGUUGGUGGCUAUUCUAGAAGCUAUAAAGUAUGUAGUCUCUCACGGGAUAAACAGAGCAAUUAUUUUCUCGGAUUCACUGAGUGGCCUUCAGACCAUUAACUCCAAUCAGUUUGCAUCUAAAAACACUUACCCCCUUGUUCUGCUUAUCAGGCAGUCUCUUUUAGAUUGCCAUCUUCGCAACAUUAAGGUCACGUUGGCUUGGAUCCCCGGCCACUCGGGGAUCCAAGGCAAUGAGACUGUCGACUCUUAUGCUAAAGAAGCCGUAGAAACAGGCAGUCUGGAACAUUACCACUGCUUCUUUUACGAUCUUUUUUCCUUGGCCAAAUCCGAACUUGAUUCGGGCUGGCAGCGCCAUUACGACCGUUCGAAAUUAAUUAAAGGUCGCUAUUACAGUGACAUCCAACCCUCCAUCCCAACUAAGCCAUGGUUCUUCCGCUACCGCCUUGUCGACAAACAGACGACGUCGGUCAUCUGCAGACUUCGUAUUGGUCACACAUGUACACCCUCACGCCUGCACAGAUGGGGUAUUAUCCAAUCCCCCAUCUGUGUAUGUGGCCUUGAGGAAGGCACCGCAGACCACAUCCUUUUCAAUUGCCCAAACAGAUCAGUUUCCCUGUACAACAUUCUGCCUUCCUGUGUGCCCAAACCCAUAGAUCUUAAAUCUCUUCUGUUCCUUUCAUCAAUCAACAAAAAAGUUCUAAAUUCCUUAAUUAAAUUUAUUCAUUCUCAAAAAAUUCAACUCUAA
Pararge aegeria (speckled wood butterfly) is the source of this 1308-nucleotide messenger RNA. RefSeq lists its product as uncharacterized. The coding region runs from base 1 to 1308 and encodes 435 amino acids. Gene Ontology annotation, biological process: DNA replication, removal of RNA primer. Gene Ontology annotation, molecular function: RNA-DNA hybrid ribonuclease activity; nucleic acid binding. Lineage: Eukaryota; Metazoa; Arthropoda; Insecta; Lepidoptera; Nymphalidae. The transcript has a single exon. The record is from RefSeq and is a predicted model, not a curated record.